Messenger RNA from Manihot esculenta (cassava), 760 nucleotides. RefSeq names its product 50S ribosomal protein L18. Gene Ontology annotation, molecular function: 5S rRNA binding; structural constituent of ribosome. Gene Ontology annotation, biological process: translation. The record is from RefSeq and is a predicted model, not a curated record. Gene Ontology annotation, cellular component: ribosome. The transcript is spliced from 2 exons. Bases 105 to 698 code for a protein of 197 amino acids. Lineage: Eukaryota; Viridiplantae; Streptophyta; Magnoliopsida; Malpighiales; Euphorbiaceae.
GGUCGGGCUGGGUUCUCUUCGUACCGCCGGAUGUCGGCCUGAGAAGCAAAUUGGGCAAUAUUUUGCGGUGGAAAACGGCGAUUCCACUGUUGCCCAUCAAAGCAAUGGCGUGGGUAAUAUCCUCUUCUUCUUUUUCUGCAGCUGCUUCAGCUUGCUCACUUGUACCUGCUGACUCACUCCCGACUCACUCAACUCGCGCUGGCAAACCCGCUUCUCUCUCAUGGGCUUCUUCCUUUCCUAGUAUAACCAUCUUCACCAGUAACAACUCGCUCUCGAUCCUUUCUAAUCCCGUUCUCAACAAGAAUUCUUUCAUUCAAGCUGCCUGGACGAGGAGAUCUCGAAGCGAAGCUGCAAAGAAACCUAACAAGAAAUCAUGGAAACAGAGGACAGAUAUGUACAUGAGGCCAUUCUUACUAAAUGUUUUCUUUUCGAAGAGAUUUAUCCACGCGAAAGUUAUGCACCGGGCAACGAGUAAAGUGAUAUCGGUUGCUACGACAAAUGCCAAGGAUCUUCGAAACAGCUUACCGUCGCUCACCGAUCACAAUGCCUGUAGAGUUAUAGGGCAACUUAUUGCUGAGAGAUCAAAGGAAGCUGAUGUAUAUGCAAUGGCUUAUGAACCCAGAAAGAAUGAAAGAAUUGAAGGUAAGCUUGGGAUUGUUCUUGACACUAUCAAGGAAAAUGGAAUUAUAUUUGUUUAAGAUUUGUUCUUAAAUCUUGAUAGUUGUAAAUGACUUGGGAAGUUUGUAUUUUCUUUGAUUCA